Caretta caretta (loggerhead turtle) is the source of this 3696-nucleotide messenger RNA. It is a transcript of the gene NRF1, whose product is annotated as nuclear respiratory factor 1. Lineage: Eukaryota; Metazoa; Chordata; Testudines; Cheloniidae. Gene Ontology annotation, biological process: regulation of transcription by RNA polymerase II. The record is from RefSeq and is a predicted model, not a curated record. Gene Ontology annotation, molecular function: DNA-binding transcription factor activity.
CUGCUGCUGGUGCCCGCCUCUCGCUCGCUCGCCAUUGCGGCGGCUCAGGGCGAGCCGCGCCGUGUCCCCGCUCGGCUCCCUCCCCGGCCGCCGCCUGGCAGUGGCUCCACGGCGCAGGCCCGCUGCAGCGCAGCCGCUCUGAGCCAACCCAUCAUGAUUGGCAGACUCCAUAAAGGCAUCAAGGAGCCCUACUGUUAGAAGAUUCCAAAACUUGCACUUGAUGGGAAGCAUGAACAAUAUUUGUCUUCCAUUCUUCCUCUAAACAUGGCCAAAUAUGGACUCAUGGUGUCUGACGGAAUUGAAUUAUUGAGUAGCUAUUAAUGGAAGGACACGGGGUGACCAAAACAGAACACAUGGACACCAUUGAGGCCCAUGCCGUGGCUCAGCAGGUGCAGCAGGUCCAUGUUGCCACAUACACAGAACACAGCAUGUUGAGUGCAGAUGAAGAUUCACCGUCUUCUCCUGAGGAUACCUCCUAUGAUGACUCUGAUAUUCUCAACUCUACUGCUGCUGAUGAGGUCACUGCCCACCUGGCUGCUGCAGGCCCGGUGGGAAUGGCAGCAGCUGCCGCCGUGGCAACAGGUAAAAAACGAAAGCGACCUCAUGUGUUUGAGUCCAACCCAUCCAUCCGCAAGAGGCAGCAGACACGUUUGUUACGGAAGCUCCGCGCCACACUAGAUGAAUAUACCACCAGAGUGGGGCAGCAGGCCAUUGUUCUUUGCAUAUCCCCCUCCAAACCCAACCCUGUUUUUAAAGUGUUUGGUGCUGCACCAUUGGAGAAUGUGGUGCGCAAGUACAAGAGCAUGAUCCUGGAAGACCUGGAGUCAGCACUAGCGGAGCAUGCCCCUGCGCCACAAGAGGUUAACUCCGAGCUGCCACCCCUAACCAUCGACGGAAUUCCUGUCUCGGUGGACAAGAUGACCCAGGCACAGCUGCGAGCAUUCAUCCCCGAAAUGCUGAAGUACUCAACAGGUCGUGGGAAGCCGGGCUGGGGGAAGGAAAGCUGCAAACCCAUUUGGUGGCCUGAGGAUAUUCCAUGGGCAAAUGUUCGCAGUGACGUCCGUACAGAGGAACAGAAACAGAGGGUGUCCUGGACCCAGGCAUUGCGGACUAUUGUGAAGAACUGCUACAAACAGCAUGGGCGUGAAGACCUACUCUAUGCCUUUGAGGAUCAACAGACACAGCAGCAGACCGCAGCUACGCAUAGUAUAGCGCAUCUGGUCCCAUCACAGACGGUGGUACAGACCUUCAGUAACCCUGAUGGCACUGUCUCCCUUAUCCAGGUUGGUACAGGGGCUACAGUCGCCACUCUGGCCGAUGCCUCCGAGUUGCCUACCACAGUUACCGUUGCACAAGUCAAUUACUCCGCGGUAACCGAUGGAGAGGUGGAGCAGAACUGGGCAACGCUACAGGGGGGUGAGAUGACUAUCCAGACGACGCAGGCUUCGGAGGCCACGCAGGCGGUGGCAUCGCUGGCAGAAGCAGCAGUGGCAGCAUCUCAAGAGAUGCAACAAGGAGCAACCGUUACCAUGGCACUGAACAGUGAAGCAGCUGCCCAUGCUGUCGCCACGCUUGCAGAAGCCACCCUUCAAGGGGGAGGACAAAUCGUCCUGUCUGGUGAAACUGCAGCAGCCGUGGGAGCGCUUACUGGAGUCCAGGAUGCUAAUGGCUUCCUAGCAGCAGACUGUUCAGGUUGCAAGUGGAGUCUAACAGAAAAUUCCACAGGGCUCGUCCAGAUCCCCGUCAGCAUGUACCAGACGGUGGUAACCAGCCUUGCCCAGGGGAAUGGUCCUGUUCAGGUCGCCAUGGCUCCCGUUACUACGAGGAUAGCAGACAGUGCCGUCACCAUGGAUGGUCAGGCAGUGGAGGUUGUGACCUUGGAACAGUGAUGCCGCUGCCCCGGCAGGAUCAUGAUGAUGUUUUUCCUCGUCUCUUACGUGAAUAAUUUUUUUACGCCUCUUCAGAGAUGCAAUCAGGUGGUAUUGAGUCUCUCCGCUUUGGAAGCAAAGGUUUCGUUAACCUUUUUUUAAAAGGAAAAACAAAAUAGCAGAGGAUGUGUUAAGUGCAUUUUUAUAGUGCCGCGCUGAUCUUGCGGGAGUGGAAAGCCAAUUGGUAAUGGACUUUCAUUCUGAGGAGAUUGAAAUCAAAACACACACACCCCCCCAAACCCCCGCAUGAAAUCUCUCUCCUUAGAAUCAGGGCAAGAUGGGAAGAUUGCCACCCCCUGUAGGAAGCGGCUGUGCCCUUGACUGGAGACCGUUCCAACAGCGCUGAUGCCCGCUAAACCGGCAGCGAGUUCUGUGGUGGCUCCUGGGGUCGGCCCCUCUGCCCCGUCGCUUUGAGAAUUAGGUUUCAAAAGAGAGCGAGAGAGCGCGUUUGGAAAAAGUCUCUCCUCGGGGAAGGCGCAGGCAUGAUUGUGUAGGGGCAGCAGUAGCUUUUUGAAGGGAUAAAGCUCCUCAGAGGACAGCAAUUGAUUACCCCGCAGUCCCCGUAAGAGAGGAAAACUCUGCCGUUGAAGUUCUUAAGUUGAAGUUUCCAUGGAGAGUUCCACCCAUGCCCCUGCCUUGCUCUCCUGUAAUCCACGCUCAAGACCUGCCCUUAUCUUCUCUGCUAUGGAAAUGGAGCUGACAUUUUAGACCUUUCUCUUUAUUCUUUCAUGUUUGUAAAUUUAGACUGCAGUGGCGACUCUCUUGGGGGGCUUUGGCUGGGGUGCUGAGGAAGGGGAAGGCUGUUAAGAAAGUGAGGAGUUACUGACUAGGGCAAAUUCUUCCUUCCCCUGCAUCUCCCCAGGACUCGUUUUAUACCUGAAUCUUAUUCAGCCCCGUUGCUGAGAGAUACAUUGAGUUCACCUGAGCUAUGUCUGUCACUGGUAUUAUCAGAGCUGUGAUAGGACUGUAUGAAACAGACGUCCCCUAUCACAGCCUCUACCCAUCCUGGAAUAUCCAAUCCCCACAGUAUUUCCUUGUUCAAUAAAUAUGAGGGUCAAACCGACUCCUCCCAUAGCCCCCUGACCCAGUUCGCGUUCCCCAGGUCAUGCACCUGUUUCUGCUGUAUGUGCAUCUCCAGCACGGCUUUGCUGCUGCUAGUUUUUUAAUCUACUUCAUGUGAAAACCUCUAGACAGAAAAACGCCUGGUGUGUUUUCAGUGGCUGAUUUUACUUUGACUUUCCAAUGGGCCAAACCUUUGCUUCCCAAAACCAACAAACACUGCCCCUCCCCCAGGCAAGCUCCUCCCUCCUUUUAGCCACACCCGCCUUCGGUGUGUGCAAUUGUGCAUGGUAUUUAAUUUUUUUUAUUUUAAGUGGCCAUUUAACAAAAUUCUCCACGUCUUGCUCCACCUUCGAGAAAGUUUUCAGAUUCUUGUAUUUACUUGUUUUAUAUGAAAAUAUCAAAUGUUCUUUGUAUAUGUUUUUCUGUACUUUAAGGAGGGGAGGGAAACAUUUCCGUAGAAACAGCCCUGCUUUUCCGAUUUAUUUUUUUUAACUAUUAUUAUUUUUUAUUGUCGUUGUGAAGAUGUCCAGUGGCUUUAAAGUCAGUGUUUCUUUGGCGAUGAAAUAACGUUCUUACAGUCUAAGACAUUCUCCCCAGAAAAAGGAAAGAAAACCAAACAGUCAAGUAGCAGAGCAUGGAAUACCUGUUGUUUUCCCAUUCUGUCUAUUAUUGCCUCAUUCAAUAAAUUGUUACAAAUGUGUCUGCA